GGGAGGAUUUGAAUCAGUUUUUCUUCAAGUGCGCUUUCGACAAACCGCGUGGUGCCCGCGUUUAAGCCUUUUGUGAAGAACGUUCUUUUUGUGUGCAAUUCAACUGUGAUUUAACUUUGUGCAUUCGUUUUUAGUUGUGUUUUUUUUUGGUAGUUUGUUUGCUAAUUCAUAACAUUCGUUUAUAACAUACUAUGACCACAUACACCGAUAAAGGACCCAAACCGGACGGUGGAAAGUUUCUUUCAUUCGAUCACAUCACAUUCUACGUGGGCAACGCCAAACAGGCGGCCAGCUACUAUACGACCCGCUUCGGAUUCGAGGAUUACGCGUACCAGGGUUUGGAAACUGGCAGCAGACAGCUGGUCAAGCAUGCCGUCCGCCAGAAUCGGAUCGUGUUCGUGUUUGUGUCGACCUACGAACCGGGCCAUCGUGAACUCGGAGAUCAUCUGGUACGACACGGAGAUGGAGUUAAGGAUGUUGCUUUCGAGGUAGAGGAGCUGGACGUGAUUGUGCGCCGUGCCAAGGAACGGGGCGCGAAAGUGGUGCGCGACGUAUGGGAAGAAUCGGACGAGCACGGUACGGUACGGUUUGCGACGGUGCAAACGUACGGCGAUACGGUGCACACGUUCGUCGAGCGCCAUCGCUACCGGGGAUUGUUUCUGCCCGGAUACAAAGCACCAUUACAUCAGGACGUUUUGCUCCGCACGCUACCGACGGUUGGUUUGAACUUUAUCGAUCACGUGGUGGGCAAUCAGCCGGACUUGCAGAUGGAAUCGGUUGCGGCCUGGUACGAGAAGAUGCUGCUGUUCCACCGUUUCUGGUCGGUGGACGAUAGCCAGAUUUAUACGGAAUAUUCUGCACUGCGUUCGAUCGUAAUGACAAACUAUGAGGAAACGGUUAAAAUGCCAAUCAAUGAACCGGCCAAGGGUAAGAAAAAGUCCCAAAUCGAAGAGUACGUCGAAUACUAUGGUGGUGCCGGUGUGCAACAUAUUGCGCUUAACACUAGCGACAUUAUCGGUGCCAUCCGUAAUCUUCGUGCGAGAGGCCAACAGUUCCUCUCCAUCCCGGACACGUACUACGAUCAGUUGCGCCAGCGGCUCAAGUCAAGCAGCGUGAAGAUUAAGGAAGAUCUUGCCGUACUGCAGGAGUUGAAAAUUUUGAUCGAUUACGACGAGAAUGGGUAUCUGUUGCAGAUAUUCUCCAAGAAUAUGCAGGAUCGACCGACACUGUUUAUUGAAGUGAUUCAACGAAACAACCAUAACGGUUUUGGUGCUGGCAACUUUAAGGCACUGUUCGAAGCGAUCGAAACGGAACAAGAAAAGCGAGGAAACUUGUAAAAGGGCAACGCGGAAUCAGACACGACUGGAAUGAUAUAUUUUGUAUGCAAACGUGCAUUCUCUUUGUUUCAGCAAUGUAAAAUGUAACAUUAAUAAACGUAUAUAAAAGUUGUGCAUUUUAA
Anopheles funestus (African malaria mosquito) is the source of this 1459-nucleotide messenger RNA. Its product is annotated as 4-hydroxyphenylpyruvate dioxygenase. Gene Ontology annotation, biological process: L-tyrosine catabolic process. Gene Ontology annotation, cellular component: Golgi membrane; endoplasmic reticulum membrane. Bases 192 to 1337 code for a protein of 381 amino acids. Gene Ontology annotation, molecular function: 4-hydroxyphenylpyruvate dioxygenase activity. NCBI's taxonomy places the organism in Eukaryota, Metazoa, Arthropoda, Insecta, Diptera, Culicidae. The transcript has 3 exons. The record is from RefSeq and is a predicted model, not a curated record.